UUGAUUGAACAAGGUAAAACAGCAUUAGCUUUUAGCGCUAGCAUUACCAUGGCCUCCGCCGCAAGCUUCUUGCACCACCAUGCACUCACUACCACCGCCGGCAGAUCAUCCUCAUUAUCACCUUCGCUCCGCCUAGUUCCGAAGCCUAACAACCAGCUAGUGUGCAGGGCUCAGAAACAGGCCGCCGGACAAGACGAUGAUGAAAGCCAUGUCUCCCGUAGGUUGGCUCUCACCGUCCUCAUCGGUGCCGCCGCUGUCGCCUCUAAGGUUUCUCCUGCUGAUGCUGCCUAUGGUGAAGCUGCAAAUGUGUUCGGGAAGCCAAAAACAAAUACGGAUUUCACGGCGUACAAUGGGGAUGGAUUCAAGCUGUCGAUACCAUCGAAAUGGAACCCGAGCAAAGAGGUGGAGUACCCAGGGCAAGUGCUGAGAUACGAGGACAACUUCGACACGACCAGCAAUUUGACAGUCAUGGUCACUCCCACCGACAAGAAGUCCAUCACCGACUACGGUUCCCCUGAGGAUUUCCUCGGCACGGUGGACUAUCUGCUUGGAAAGCAAGCAUACUUCGGUAAAACCGAUGCUGAGGGUGGUUUUGACUCCGGUGCGGUGGCGACUGCAAACGUAUUGGAGAGCUCAACCUCGACAGUGGGUGGGAAGCCAUAUUACUUCUUGUCGGUGUUGACAAGAACCGCCGACGGAGACGAAGGUGGGAAGCACCAAUUGAUAACGGCCACCGUCAACAACGGUAAGCUUUACAUCUGCAAGGCACAAGCCGGAGACAAAAGGUGGUUUAAGGGAGCUAGAAAGUUCGUCGAGAGCGCUGCCACUUCCUUCAGCGUUGCUUAAAACCAAGUUUUCUAAAAUAAAAAAAAAUGGAGAGAGGUUUUUAUGUAAAUCUUCUUAAUUUAUUACAAGUUAUGAUUUUGUGGGAUAUUGAACUAAUUUGUCUGCUAUAAUAUCCACUCCC
Messenger RNA from Hibiscus syriacus, 967 nucleotides. Its product is annotated as oxygen-evolving enhancer protein 2, chloroplastic-like. The transcript has 4 exons. The record is from RefSeq and is a predicted model, not a curated record. The coding region runs from base 49 to 846 and encodes 265 amino acids. Gene Ontology annotation, cellular component: photosystem II; photosystem II oxygen evolving complex; extrinsic component of membrane. Gene Ontology annotation, molecular function: calcium ion binding. Lineage: Eukaryota; Viridiplantae; Streptophyta; Magnoliopsida; Malvales; Malvaceae. Gene Ontology annotation, biological process: photosynthesis.